AUCCUCCUCCUCCUCAUGGACGAUAUGGGUUGGGGUGAUGUAGGUGCUUUCGGGGAGCCUUCGAAGGAAACUCCUAACCUAGACCAGAUGGCUUCAGAAGGGAUGCUGUUCUUGGAUUUUUAUACUGCCAACCCCCUCUGCUCUCCAUCAAGGGCAGCGCUGCUGACAGGUCGCCUCCCAGUCAGGAAUGGAUUUUACACCACGAAUGCACACGCCAGAAAUGCAUACACACCACAGGAUAUAGUAGGAGGAAUUCCAGAUUCUGAAUUACUGCUUCCAGAGCUGCUGAAGAAAGCUGGCUACGUCAGUAAGAUCAUUGGCAAAUGGCAUCUGGGUCACAGGCCCCAGUUCCACCCCCUGAAGCAUGGGUUUGAUGAAUGGUUUGGAUCCCCAAACUGCCAUUUUGGACCUUUUGAUAACAGAGAGCUCCCCAAUAUCCCUGUGUACAGGGACUGGGAGAUGAUCGGCAGAUAUUAUGAAGACUUCAGGAUUGAUCGGAAAACAGGUGAAGCCAACUUGACUCAGAUCUACCUGCAGGAAGCUCUCGAUUUCAUUAGCAAGCAGCAGGCCAGCCAGCAGCCUUUCUUUUUAUACUGGGCAAUUGAUGCUACCCACGCUCCUGUUUAUGCCUCCAAACAGUUCCUGGGCACCAGUCAGAGAGGACUCUACGGGGACGCCGUGCGAGAAAUCGAUGAUAGUGUUGGGAAAAUCCUGAAACACCUUCAGAAGCUGGGCAUCAGUGAGAACACUUUUGUGUUCUUCACCUCUGACAAUGGGGCUGCUCUCAUUUCAGCUCCAGAAGAAGGAGGAAGCAACGGUCCUUUUCUAUGUGGCAAAGAAACCACCUUUGAAGGUGGCAUGAGAGAGCCAGCUAUUGCUUGGUGGCCUGGACAUAUACCUGCAGGAGGGGUCAGCCAUCAGCUGGGGAACGUGAUGGAUCUCUUCACCACCAGCCUCUCCCUGGCGGGACUGCAGCCUCCCAGUGACAGACAGAUUGAUGGCAUCGACCUUUUACCUGCCAUCUUGCAGGGCAAGCUAAUUGACAGGCCCAUAUUCUAUUAUCGUGGCAACGAGAUGAUGGCAGUGAGAGUCGGGAUUUACAAGGCUCACUACUGGACCUGGAGCAACUCCUGGGAGGAGUACAGCAAGGGCAUCAAUUUCUGUCCUGGCCAGAAUGUCUCUGGAGUGACAACACACACAAAGGAGGAGCACACGACCCUGCCACUGCUUUUCCACCUGGGAAGGGACCCUGGAGAGAAGUACCCACUAAGUUUUGUCAGUGAUGAAUACCAGAGGGCUAUGGAGUGGAUAUCUGGGGUUGUCCAGCAGCACAAAGCCACCAUGUUGCCAGGGGUGCCACAACUGAACGUGUGUGACAAGGCUGUCAUGAAUUGGUCUCCUCCGGGCUGUGAGAAGUUGGGGAAGUGCCUGAAACCCCCCAAAUCUGAUCCUAAGAAGUGCUUUUGGCCUCAUUGAUCUUCUCUGCAGCCCUCAAGAGCUGCACAAAAAAAACCCCUCCAAGCUGCUGGACAGAGAGUUUACAAGGCAUGUCUUCUCAUGUUGGCACUCCUGUUUACACAGGAAGGGUGUGAUGGAUGCAUGAUAUCAUCAUUUGCUCUUCCAAAAGGGCAGUGUUUAUAUUGCUGGAGCUCAGGGCUUAGACUGUGCCCUGCUGGUGGUGCAGUUGUUCCCGUAAAUGGUAACUUCUCAGUGAAGACCAUUUCAGCUGUGAGAGCUCUCUGGACAGCCACAACUCUGCCAUCAGCCCAGAAAAGCCUUGGAUGCACCUUUCCUCUUGCUCCUUCCACCCAACCUGCUCUCCCAAACCACUGCUCGCUCGGAUGCCCCAACAGCAGCCACGGAGGCUGGUUCAGGAAGCUUACAGCUGCCAGAGAUCCCAGCCCAAGCUGCUCUUGUUUGGUUUGCCUGUAACUUGUUGUUUUAACCUUGGAAUUUCCAUUGUGAGCUCUUUGGACACCAACUUGUUUUUCCUUUCUUACUAAACUCGUGAGUGCUGGGUACCAGACUGCUGCUGGUUGCACACAAGAGCUCCCUCCUGUUCCCAGGCAAGGGGAAAACAGUCUGCCUUCCUUUUCA
Messenger RNA from Indicator indicator, 2097 nucleotides. It is a transcript of the gene GALNS, whose product is annotated as galactosamine (N-acetyl)-6-sulfatase. Gene Ontology annotation, molecular function: arylsulfatase activity; N-acetylgalactosamine-6-sulfatase activity. Bases 16 to 1476 code for a protein of 486 amino acids. The record is from RefSeq and is a predicted model, not a curated record. NCBI's taxonomy places the organism in Eukaryota, Metazoa, Chordata, Aves, Piciformes, Indicatoridae. The transcript is spliced from 14 exons.